Molecule: messenger RNA, 2052 nt
Organism: Penicillium daleae
Lineage: Eukaryota; Fungi; Ascomycota; Eurotiomycetes; Eurotiales; Aspergillaceae
Product: arylsulfotransferase family protein
Exons: 5
Coding region: 1-2052 (683 amino acids)
Source: RefSeq, a predicted model, not a curated record
AUGAUCGCCACCAUCUUCUCCUGGAGGACGGGUCCCUCCCUCGCGCUCCUCCUCGGCCUGCUGCUAUGUGUCCUGCGAGAUACGGUCGCUGAGGAGGUCGCAUUUUACAAGUCGUCGCCCGGUCUUUCAUCCGACCUGACAUCUAUCCCCCCCCUACUCCAUAUCGAGCGAUCCGAACCAGACAAGCUUGCGCCGGGUUAUAUCUUUAUCACACCUUACGAAUCUCAGAACCCGGGACCUUAUAUCUACGAUAAUACAGGGGAAUUGGUAUGGAGUGGCUGGGGUGCUUCAGGACCGGGCAAUGCCCAUGGCAUGCAUGUGUGCAAGUAUAAGGGGGCCGACCAUCUGUGCUUUUUCCAGGGGAACCAACAAAAAGGAUACUGUCGCGGACAUGGAAUCAUCUUGGACAAUUCAUACCGCAUUGUGCGAUCGGUGCAGCCCGGCGGAGGCAUGGCAUCGAGCGAUAUGCACGAGUUCCUUCCGAUCAAUGACGGCAAGACCGCACUUAUGACUGUUUACCAGCAGCGCCAAUUCGAUAUGACCCCAUGGAACGUCAAGACCGGUGUGGGUUGGGUGAUGGAGAGUGUUUUCCAAGAAAUCGACGUGGAAACGAGCAAAGUGCUCUUUGAGUGGCGCUCUUUGGAUCAUGUCGACCCAUCCAUGAGUUAUACCUGGCCAUCACACACCGAUACCUCCGGCACCGGCUUGAAUGCGCGUGAACCAUGGGACUACUUCCAUAUCAACUCGGUUGAUAAGAACCGCGACGGCGACUAUCUUAUCUCCUCUCGACACACAUGCGCCAUCUACAAAAUCUCUGGCAAGGAUGGCUCCGUCAUCUGGCGACUGCACGGGGCGAAUCCGACCUUCCGCAAUAUCAACUUCAGUUUCUCACAGCAGCACGAUGCUCGGUGGUUGUUUGAGAAUGGCACCCACUCAGUGAUCUCUCUUUACAAUAAUGGGUAUAAUGGCUUUAAUCAGACACAUGCCUACUCGUCCGGCAUGAUUAUUAUCAUCAACCACCUGGACGACACGGCCACGCAGAUCCGUGACUACGCUCCUGCGAUCUCUGACUUGGCCAGCUCCAGCCAGGGUAAUGUGCAGGUCUUGCCGAACAAGAACGUCUUCAUCGGAUGGGGAAACAACCCGUUCGUGUCGGAGCACGAUGCAGCGGGUAACCUGGUGCUCUGGGCUAGAUUUGCUGAAGAUACCGUGAUGAACUACCGCGCGCAAAAGUUCGAGUGGGUGGGUAACCCUACCGACUCGCCCGCGCUCUGGUCUUAUUCUCGAACCCCGGAACCAUUCUCCCCGACGACCUUAUAUGUCAGUUGGAAUGGCGCCACACGUGUUAAGCGGUGGCGCUUUUUCGGCUCACACAACAUAACCGGCCCCUACUUUUUGCUGGACGAGGUUCCGAAGACCGGGUUUGAGACGGAAUACACCAAUGCCAGCUUCUAUCCCUGGACGCGGGCGGAAGCAAUUGCCGAGGGUGGAGUUGUGCUUGGCACAUCCGAGAUCAAAUAUACCUUCGUUCCGUCACCGGAACUUCGCGAGUUCUGCCUAGACGAGACCUGCCUGGACUCUCCGGGCUAUGGAUUCCCCGGUGAAGAUGCAGCUGAGCCGUUUAUUCCUCCGCCGGGCGUGAACACUGUGCCUUGGGUUGAUCCUGAUCAUGACGGUGCUGUCUGGCCGUAUCCUUCGGGCUUCCCCCACAGCAGCCCAGACGCAAGUCCAGGGUCAGGCCAUAUGGUCUAUCAAAGCCACCGGCAGUCUGGACGCCUACUCGCUUGGGGCGCUACCAUUGCAAUUCUCCUCCCUCUUCUUGCCGGUGUUUACUUUGGCUACCGAUAUCAUGUACGACGCCAACGGCUGGAUCCGUUGGAGGACGACCAAGAGUCGUCUGAGCCGCUGAACGGCAUGGCCGAGCGGAAAGCUCCACCAGCGCGGACGCCUGAUCUCCCCUGGUGGAAUUGGCGUCGGUGGACCACAGAGGAAGAGACUCGUUAUUUCCCGCUCGCGGAUCGCAGUUUGCCGGGACGCCAGCGGACAGAUUAA